Messenger RNA from Punica granatum (pomegranate), 1609 nucleotides. The record is from RefSeq and is a predicted model, not a curated record. Lineage: Eukaryota; Viridiplantae; Streptophyta; Magnoliopsida; Myrtales; Lythraceae.
UAUAUAGGUGGGUGGGGUGUGGGGCUUUCGAGUCUUUGCAAGUAGUCCUCGAGAGACCUAAUCAGAGUGUUUUGGUGAAGACCAAGAAAAGACUUACUAGAAAGAAUCAUACAUAGUUUGGUGGGAAGAGCUUUUAAUUAUAGCCAGGACAUAGCGAUGGGUAGGCAACCUUGUUGCGACAAACUCGGGGUGAAGAAAGGGCCGUGGACCGCCGAGGAAGACAAGAAGCUCAUCAACUUCAUCCUUACCAAUGGCCACUGCUGCUGGCGUGCCGUCCCCAAGCUCGCCGGCCUCCGCCGCUGCGGGAAGAGCUGCCGCCUCCGCUGGACAAACUACCUCCGCCCCGACCUCAAGAGGGGCCUCCUAACUGAUGCUGAAGAGCAGCUCGUGAUCGAUCUCCACGCUCGUCUGGGCAACAGGUGGUCCAAGAUUGCAGCGAGGUUGCCCGGUAGAACUGACAAUGAGAUAAAGAAUCACUGGAAUACACAUAUUAAGAAGAAGCUUAUAAAGAUGGGUAUCGAUCCGGUCACUCACGAGCAGAUCAGCAAACCUCAUGAGGAAGAUCAAUCUUCGUCAUCACUGACCGAUCAGAAGAACAAUUCAUUGGCAGAUAAUCAAUCUUGCGAUAAAAGCCAAACCAGUGGUCUCGUGAAUACUGAAUCAGAUCAUAACUCAUCCAGAUCACCCACCGAGAACUGCUCGAGCACAGAUGAGUCGACUCACGUCUUGCUGGACAGCAGUGUCUGUGGUGGCGAUGAGUUCUUGUUGGACAGCUUGUGGUUGGAGGAUACUAAUCCAACGGUUGAUAUUUCAUGGAACAGCCAAGUACCAGGUGACUUGAUGAAUGAUUUUCUUAGUAAUGACAUAGCAUUUCCAUCUAGUUGGGAAGAGAAUGGCUCGUGGCUGUUGGAUUGCGAAGAUUUCGGGGUUCACGAUUUUGGUUUGGAUUGCUUCGGCGACAUGGAAGUGAAAACAGUGGAACCAUCGACCUUAGAGAUGGGCAGUAAGCAGUAGCAAGCAUCGGCCCUAUCGAACCAAGUGAGAAUUGCAAGUCCUCUUGUCGAGUACGCAUGCAUGUUCAUCCUGUACAGACAAGUUCCUUUGGUUUGGUAGCUACGGUCGGGCAUAUACAAUUUUCAGGUGAAAUACUGCAUGUAUGUCGUGUAUAAACCAGUGGUCUCAAUCGUCGCAGAUAUGAAUCACGAACUGAACAUACGAAGCGUAAGCUAGUGAUCACGGAAGCAGAUGUUACGAAGGAAAAAAAAAAAAGGUUUGAUGUCUGCUUCAGCUUUAGGUUAUAUUAGUUAGCUAUAAAAUAUUCUUGGAGGGUGAAUGGGAAGCCUUGCUGGGUUAUCACAUCGGUUCUUUUCAACACCACAAAACAGUGACACAACACCCAAAAGCAUUAUUCAAGUGUGAUGCUUUUAAUUCAAAUAUGUAACUUAAUACUUUUCUUUUCCCUUUUCUCCCGACAUUGUAAUGUCUUAUGUAAUACAUAGGGAUAUAUAUGCACAUAAAGAUAAAUGUUGGGUUUCUGCUUAACUGAACCCCUCUGUAAUUAAAUAAUGUAUAUGCAAUGAAAAAAUAAAGGGAAAAUUUUUAAAUUUGA